Panicum virgatum (switchgrass) is the source of this 2955-nucleotide messenger RNA. RefSeq lists its product as uncharacterized. The record is from RefSeq and is a predicted model, not a curated record. Lineage: Eukaryota; Viridiplantae; Streptophyta; Magnoliopsida; Poales; Poaceae. Bases 1 to 2955 code for a protein of 984 amino acids. The transcript has a single exon.
AUGAGCACUGCUUUUCCCAACUCUACACUCGUGUCAGCUCCAAAACCAACCUCUGAUCACACGCCCAUUCUGCUCACCAUUUCCACCUCCAUCCCGAAACCCAACUUGUUCCGCUUCGAGAAUGCCUGGCUCCAUCACCAGGACUUCCUCCCGUCUGUGCUCCCGGCCUGGCACGAAGGUGUCUCUGACGAUGCAGCUGGCGCGCUGGUUGGCUCGCUGAAAGCGGUUCGGUGCGCGGCAAAGGUUUGGGCCAAGCGCAUGCGCGCUCCUCCAACUCUCCACAAAAAUUGCAAAUUUGUUAUUUACAUGUUUGACAUCCUUGAGGAAGCACGCAACUUGUCCGCAGGAGAACUGGUUCUGCGCCAUGAGUGUCGGGAGCGUCUGGCGCUCUCCGUUCGAGAACGGGCCGCGUACUGGAAACAACGCGGUAAGUUCCGUGCGCUUCGCGAGGGGGACGCCAACACCCUGUUCUUCCACGCGCAUGCCGGCGGGCGGUUGUGCCGCAACCAGAUCCACGGCGUGGAGUUCGGCGGGGUUGUGGUUACCGCUCAUGAUGCCAAAACGCGCGCCCUCACGGCGCAUCUCCGGGGCCUCCUCGGCGUCGCCGAGGACACCGCCUGGUCGUUCGACCUGGACGGCCUCUACCUCGACGCUGCCCGACCGAACGCGGCAGCCAUGACUGCCCCGUUCACUGAAGGCGAGGCGCGCAUGGCCGUGCGCGCCAUGAACCGCAACAGCUCCCCCGGCCCGGAUGGCUUUGGCCCGGGCUUCUACGCCGCAGCCUGGCACGUCGCCGCGCCCACGGUAAUGGCCUUCGCUGAAGCUUUUCAGGCGGGAACUGCAGACCUGGAACGCCUCAACCGUGCAUACAUCGCCAUGCUGCCAAAACACCAAACAGCUCUGAAACCCGGGGAUUAUCGACCCAUCUGCAUGCAAAAUUGCUCCCUCAAGAUUGUGGCGAAGAUGCUGACCACACGCCUCCAAGUCGAGAUCCCCCACCUCAUCGAUCCUGAUCAAACGGGCUUCAUCAAAGGGCGCUCCAUCUCGGAGAAUUUCAUAUAUGCGGUGGAGCUAGUCCAAUGCUGCCACCGUCGGAAGAUCCCCACAUUGGUACUCAAACUGGACUUCGCCAAGGCGUUCGACUCGGUGGAUUGGGGGAGUUUGGACAGGGUGCUUGCCGUGAGAGGUUCCCCCCCCACUUGGCGCAGCUGGAUCAAUAACAUUCUCACUACGUCCAAGUCUGCUGUCCUGGUAAACGGAAUGCCCGGGCCGUGGUUCUCCUGCAAGCGCGGGCUGCGGCAGGGCGACCCCUUAUCGCCCUACCUGUUCCUUCUAGUCGCCGACGUUCUGCAGCAACUUAUCAAGCAAUCUGGGGCUGUGCACUACCCCGCCGAACCCAGUCUGUCGUGCCCAGUUAUACAGUAUGCGGACGACACCCUUCUGCUGGUGCGUGCGCACGCCCACGAUGUAACAAACCUGAAGAACUUGUUGGACAGCUUUGCGGCUGCAACUGGGCUCAAAAUCAACUACAACAAGAGCACUUUGGUUCCUAUGCAUGUCUCGGCUGGUCUGACGGAGGAAUUGAUUCAAAUCCUGGGUUGCAAGCAAGGGGCGUUCCCCCAAACCUACCUAGGGCUGCCGCUAUCCAACACGAAGCUGCCGCUGUCUGCCUUUGCUCCACUGAUCUGCAAAUCAGAUAAGUAUCUGAGUGGCUGGCAGGCUACGCUCUUGAACCCAAUGGGGAGGACAGUUCUUGUGAACUCUAUUAUGGACAGUCAGCUGGUGCAUGCCAUGUCUGCCCUGCUUCUUCCCCAAGGCGUCCUCGACGCGUUGGACGCACGGCGGCGCAGUUUCCUCUGGGCCGGCGACGAGAAAGUUAGUGGUGCUCAGUGCCUCGUCGCCUGGGGGAAGGCUUGCCAACAAAAGAAACAGGGCAGCCUUGGGAUCAAGGACCUGGCCAUGCAGAACAAGUGCUUGUUGCUGAAGCUCCUACACCGACUUCAGACCCCAGGUGACUCGGUCUGGGGGCAAUGGGUGCGCGCCAAGAUGAACCUGGUCACGAUGGAUGGCGAGGUCGUGGGCACACACUGGCGUGAUCUUGCCUCCCUGCUGCCAAUGUAUCGGGCUAUCACAACUUGUGAGGUGCGGGAUGGGCUCUCUACGGCAUUUUGGGAGGACCGCUGGCUCUCUAUGGGAACACUGAAGGAUCUCUUCCCACUGCUAUACACACACGCCACCACCAAAGACAUCACGGUCGCCAUGGCUGUGGAAGGCGGCCUCGAACGCUACCUGGUUCCACGCCUCACUGCCCGGGCGGCCGCAGAGUUGGAGCAGCUCCGCCAAAUUCUGACUCGGGUGCGGCUCCGCCCCGGUGACGAUCGCAGAAGCUCGCCACUCUGCGAUGCCGAGGGGGUGCUGCGCGCUGGACCUGCCUAUCAGCUAUCCAUGGUGGCGGCAGGGGCGCCACCGUGCGACUUCCAUGCUUUCGUCUGGGGGAACAGGGCUCCUCCGAAGGUGCAGUUCUUUGCUUGGCUACUCGUGCAAGAACGCAUACAGUGUCGAGCAAAUCUCCUGAAGAAGAAUGUGGUGCAGGAUGCAACCUGUGAAGUAUGCCGGGCCGGCGUGGAAGACUGUGACCAUCUGCUCUUCAGAUGCCCUUUCUCUUCUAGUGUCUGGACAUCGCUUCAUGUCGACACAGCGGGGUGCAGUGUGAGGCAUCUGUGGUGUGUCCCUCGUCCGGACGCCGUGCCGGAGAAGUACUACAACUGCUUUAUUCUCCUCAUAUGUUGGCAGCUGUGGAAACACCGCAAUGGUGUGAUUUUCCAAAGCUUGGAUCCCUCCCUCACUCGUUUCUGGGCGGACUGCAUAGAAGAAGCGAAGCUCUGGCCGAGCAGGUGGCCGUGUGCAGAUCGCUGUGUAGUUGAAGCCUGGUGCCAAUCCCUAUCUCCCAUGUAG